CUCUUCUCUUCCUCCUCUUCCCUCCUUCCUCCUCCUCUGGUGUCGUGACGUUGAUUUAGGAGGAAACACCACAAACAGUCUGGACACACUAAGACCUCCUCCCUGAAUGAGAGGGAAAUACCUCUGUGUCAGGGGGAGGGCUCGGCCCGGCUCAGCUAUAAUUACAGUAAGAGCACAGAAGCAGAGCACAGUGACAUUGGUACAGCUCACAGCACUGGACCGCAGAGGACCAGACAGAACAGGAUCCUUCAGAACCAGAAAGAAUCAAAACCUCUGCUCAACAAUACUCAAUCCAUUCAGACCAGAAAAAUGGUUUGAGGACAUGCAACACCCAGAACUAACGUGGAUCAGAUGACGGAUCAGAUUGAGAACCUGAAGCUCAUCUUACUCUGAAUCUGCCAUUAAAGUGAUUCUACUCAGUUUCUGCUGGACUCUGCUCUAAGUCUGAAAGGACUCCUGCUUCCAGGCCUGUUGAAUUUCUGCAGACCCAGAAUGACUAAACUACUGAUAGAGCAUCAGAUCACCAUGUGCCGCCGUCUAUUUGGCUUUUUCCUCUUCAUUGCCAUUGGUCUUCUAAUCGAUGCUUCACCAACAUCACCUCUAGCCACAGAUGUUGAACGAGCACCUUGGCUACAGGAGGGCUCACCGUCCUCCCAGUGCCCAUCCUGCUCUCUGCUUCAGAUGAAGAAGAACUCAUCAUCGUUAGGGGGUCAGGGUGACAUGGUGGAGGCUGUAAAGCGCCACAUUCUCAGCAUGCUGCACCUGAGCGCCCGACCCAACCUGACACAUUUGAUCCCUCGAGCUGCACUGCUUAAUGCCAUCACGAAGCUACACGUGGGCCGCGUGGCUGAGGACGGUAGUGUGGAGAUCCAGGAAACCGAUGAGGAGGGCACCAAGGCCCCAUCACCUGAACCCCCUUCUGAAAUUAUUACCUUCGCAGAGCCAGGUAACUCUCCAAACACACUGACCUUUGACAUUUCACCUGAAGGACGAGACUCGGUGGUGGAACAGGCAAACAUCUGGAUCUUCCUAAAAAUAUCAAAAGGAAACAGAGCAAAAAGCAAAGUGAUGCUACAGCUGCUACAGCUUGACAAGGAGUGUGUUUCUGAGAAAAUGGUGGAAACUCGUCGUAGUGGCUGGCACACACUAGCUCUUCCUCAUGCUGUGCAGACUGUGCUUGACAGGGGCAGCAGGUUGCUGAGCCUGCAGAUUUCAUGUCCGCUGUGUAGCGAAGUCGGAGCUUUGCCUGUCCUGACAUCUGCUGACAGUAAGUCUGCUGCAGGUCGAGAUCAGUCACACAGACCUUUCCUCAUGACGACGCUGCGAGCUCAGCAGCAGACAGUGCAGCGCCGAUUUAAACGAGGUCUAGACUGCGACGGCAAACUGCGCGUCUGCUGUAAGCGACAAUUCUACGUCAACUUCAAAGACAUUGGCUGGAACGACUGGAUUAUUGCUCCAUCUGGUUACCAUGCCAACUACUGCGAGGGUGACUGUCCAAGCCACAUGCUGAGCUUGAGUGGCUCUUCUCUCUCAUUCCAUUCGGCAGUCAUAAACCAUUACCGCAUGAGGGGCUACAGCCCAUUUCAAAACAUCAAUUCAUGCUGCGUGCCAACAAGGCUGCGAGCCAUGUCCAUGCUCUACUACAACGAAGAGCAGAAAAUCAUCAAGAAAGACAUCCAGAACAUGAUCGUGGAGGAGUGUGGCUGCUCAUAAACUAGAACCUGGUGGAAACUUUUUCCCAACCAGUACUAUUGAUGUUUAGCCACGCUGCAUUGUAUUUCUCAUCGGGAGAAAUCUUUUCCACAUUGGAAGAACCUGAGAAUACUAUGCAACUUAUCCUGCAAGAUCAAACUUGAUCAUCUACAUUUUAAUGUGUGUGUCAACAUACUUAAGGGGAAAGUGAUCAACAGCUGCUAGAGUCGCUAACCAAGUUAUUUUGACAAUGUUAUCAUCUCAGUACAAACAUUUUACCUUAGCUUAAAAGUUUGAGCUGAGACAAGUGAGAAAGAAGCCAAAGACUGAACCCCGAAGAUGGCUCCGCUAAAUGAACACAAACAGCUGUUGGAAAGUCCAGUACUAAGGGAUUAAUUUAUUUUAUUGGUGAAUGGAUGCAGCAGCAGGAACAGUUGUUGUCAGUGUGAGCCUCAUUAAAUGUUGUUGCCAAUAUUACAUAAUUUAUUUUCCACUUUUGAGCUGAUUCAUCAAUAAACAAAAAAAAUUGUCA
Messenger RNA from Betta splendens (Siamese fighting fish), 2224 nucleotides. RefSeq names its product inhibin subunit beta Ab (gene inhbab). The coding region runs from base 493 to 1713 and encodes 406 amino acids. Lineage: Eukaryota; Metazoa; Chordata; Actinopteri; Anabantiformes; Osphronemidae. The record is from RefSeq and is a predicted model, not a curated record. Gene Ontology annotation, biological process: SMAD protein signal transduction; BMP signaling pathway. Gene Ontology annotation, molecular function: growth factor activity; cytokine activity. Gene Ontology annotation, cellular component: extracellular region. The transcript is spliced from 2 exons.